Zootoca vivipara (common lizard) is the source of this 3563-nucleotide messenger RNA. RefSeq names its product myosin binding protein C2 (gene MYBPC2). Gene Ontology annotation, cellular component: M band. Gene Ontology annotation, molecular function: protein binding. The record is from RefSeq and is a predicted model, not a curated record. Gene Ontology annotation, biological process: sarcomere organization. NCBI's taxonomy places the organism in Eukaryota, Metazoa, Chordata, Lepidosauria, Squamata, Lacertidae.
AAGUGCAUUCUCCAGGGAGAUCCCAAACUCAGACAGGCACAGCGUCUCAGCCCAGAGAUUACAGCCAUGCCCGAACCCGCCAAGCCUGCAGCCGCAAAGAAGAAAGAGGUGAAGAAGAAAGAGGACCCAAAGGCAGCGAAGAAAGAGGAGAAGAAAGAAGAGACAAAAGAAGAGGCGAAAGCAGAGGCUCCGGCAGAACAGGCGCCAUCAGAUGAAGGUAAAGGGGAGCCCUCUGCUCAGUCCGAUGCACUCUUCCUCAAGAAGCCAGAAAGCGCCUUAGUAGAAAGUGGGAAGGAUAUUGAUAUCAUAGUGCAGGUGAACGGGGCUCUGCUGCCUUCCAAGCCCACCGUCAAAUGGUUCAAGGGGAAAUGGCUGGAGCUGGGUAUCAAGAGCGGACUGAGGUUCCAGUUCAAGGACAGCUUCGACAAGGAGAAAAACGUUUACACCUACGAGCUAAAAAUUGGCAAAGUGGUAAUCGGAGACCGAGGGGACUAUCGCUUUGAGGUGGCAGCCAAGGACAAGUUUGACAGUUGCACCUUCAACAUCGACGUGGAAGCACCAAGGACAGACGACAGCGGCGCCGUGCUGCAGGCUUUCAAAAGGACAGGGGAAGGCGGCAAAGACGAUACUGCUGGAGAGCUGGACUUCAGCGGGUUGCUGAAGAAGAGAGAGGGCCAGCAACAGCUGGAAGAGGAGAAGAAGAAGAAGAAGAAGGACGACGACGACGACUUGGGGAUCCCGCCGGAGAUCUGGGAGCUGCUUAAAGGCGUGACCAAGAAGAGCGAGUACGAGCGCAUCGCCUUUGAGUAUGGCAUCACCGACCUCCGUGGCAUGCUGAAGAGGCUCAAGAAAGCCAAGGUGGAAGUCAAGAAGAGCGAAGCCUUUGUCAAAAAACUGGAUCCAGCCUAUCAAGUUGACAAAGGGCACAAGAUCAAGAUGUAUGUGGAGCUGAGCGACCCAGACCUUGUUAUCAAAUGGAUGAAGAACGGCCAAGUGAUCAAGCCCAGUGGAAAAUACAUCUUUGAGAACGUGGGCAAGAAACGCAUCCUGACCAUCACUAAGACCACGCUGGCUGACGACGCAGCCUAUGAAUGUGUUUGCGGAGAGGAGAGGUGCUUCACAGAGGUCUUUGUUAAAGAACCACCUGUCCUGAUUGUGGGUGCCCUGGAUGACCAGCAAGUGUUCGUUGGGGACAAGGUGGAGAUGGAAGUGGAAGUGUCUGAGGAAGGAGCCCAGGUGAUGUGGUCGAAGGAUGGUGUAGAGCUGACUCGUGAAGAGACGUUCAAGUACCGCUUCAAAAAGGAUGGCAAAAAGCACAUUCUCAUCAUCAACGAAGCCACCAAGGAGGAUGCUGGGCGCUACCAGAUAAUGACCAACGGCGGCCAGUCAGCGGCAGACCUUGUGGUUGAAGACAAACAGCUGGAGGUUCUUCAGGGCAUUGCUGACCUUACCGUCAAAGCCGCGGAGCAGGCUGUCUUCAAGUGCGAAGUGUCCGACGAGAAGGUUACCGGCAAAUGGUACAAAAACGGAGUUGAGGUCCGACCCAGCAAACGCAUCACGAUCUCUCACAAGGGCAGGUUCCACAAGCUGGUCAUCGAUGACGUGAGGCCAGAGGACGAGGGAGACUACACCUUCAUCCCUGAUGGAUAUGCUCUUUCUCUGUCCGCCAAGCUCAACUUCCUGGAAAUCAAGAUUGAAUAUGUCCCCAAGCAAGAGCCCCCCAAGAUCCACUUGGAUUGUUCCGGAAAGACUAAUGAAAACACCCUUGUGGUGGUUGCCGGGAACAAGCUGCGCUUGGACGUGUCCAUCACUGGGGAACCAGCACCUGUGGCCACCUGGCUGAGGGGUACUGAGGUCUUUGCGGAGAAGGAGGGCCGGGUCCGUAUCGAGGAGAGGAAUGAGCUGAGCAGUUUUGUGAUAGAGAGUGCCGAGCGCUCAGACGAAGGGAGCUACACCAUCAAGGUGACCAAUCCGGUGGGGGAGGACAUAGCGACCCUCAAUAUCAAGGUGGUGGAUGUCCCUGAUCCUCCGGAAUCCGUGCGCAUCACUUCGGUGGGAGAGGACUGGGCCAUUUUGGUCUGGGAUGUGCCCAAAUACGACGGCGGCAUGCCUGUGACAGGGUACCUGAUGGAGCGCAAGAAGAAAGGAAGCAUGCGUUGGAUGAAGCUGAAUUUCGACGUUUUCACCGAGACAACCUAUGAGUCCACCAAGAUGAUUGAGGGGGUGCUGUAUGAGAUGCGUGUCUUUGCCGUCAACGCAAUCGGAGUCUCUCAGCCCAGCCUGAAUACCAAACCUUUCAUGCCUAUUGCCCCCACUAGUGAGCCACUCCACCUCACCCUGGAGGAUGUAACAGACACCACCGCCACUUUGAAGUGGCGUGCUCCAGACCGGAUUGGUGCAGGGGGCAUUGAUGGCUACCUCAUUGAGUACUGCAAGGAAGGAACCGACGAAUGGGUAGCUGCCAACACAGAGCUGGUCGAACGCUGUGGCUACAAAGCUAAGGGACUUCCUACAGGGGAGAAGCUUUUGUUCCGGGUCAUUGCAGUCAACAUCGCUGGCAAGAGUUUACCAGCCACCCUUGCGUCGGCGGUCACUAUCCGAGAGAUUGUCCAGCAGCCCAAGAUCCGCCUUCCUCGCCAUCUCCGGACGACGUACAUCAGGAGAGUUGGAGAACAGAUCAACUUGGUGAUCCCAUUCCAGGGUAAACCCCGCCCUGUAGUCACCUGGUCAAAGGAUGGGAAGCCUCUGGACCCCAAAGAGAUCAACAUCCGCACCACCGACUUGGACACCAUCCUUUUCAUACGCAAAGCUCAACGGCACCACUCGGGCUUCUACGAACUCUCGGUUAAGAUUGAAAACAUGGAGGACAAGGCCGUCAUCAAGAUCCGGGUUGUUGAAAAACCAGGUCCAGCGCACAACGUGAUGGUGAAGGAAGUGUGGGGCUUUAAUGCCUUAGUAGAGUGGGAGCCUCCCAAGGACGAUGGGAAUUCAGAGAUUACGGGCUACUCCAUCCAAAAGGCUGACAAGAAGACCAUGGAGUGGUUCACAGUAUACGAGCACAACCGCCUCACCCGCUGCACGGUGUCUGACCUCAUCAUCGGCAACGAAUACUACUUCCGAGUCUACAGCGAGAACAUCUGUGGGCUUAGCGAAGCUCCCGGGGUCUCCAAAAACACCGCCAACAUUCAGAAAUCCGGAAUAAUCUGUAAACAGCUAAACUACAAGGAACACGACUUCAGCCUUGCCCCUGUGUUCAUGACGCCACUGGUAGACCGGACAGUCGUGGCUGGGUAUACCACUGCCUUGAACUGUGCUGUGAGGGGGUUUCCUAAACCCAAAAUAAUCUGGAUGAAGAACAAAAUGGACAUCAGCGGGGACCCAAAGUUCCUGCAGAAAAACAACCAGGGAGUGCUGACCCUCCACAUCCGCAAGCCGGGCCCUUUUGACAGCGCCACUUACUCCUGCAAGGCCGUCAAUGAACUGGGGGAAGCCAUUGUGGAUUGCAAGCUGGAGGUCAAAGCACCACAGUAAUCUUAUUGCCACAACUGCCAACACCUGGAAAA